GGAGUUGGCUAGUCAGAAGGACAACGAGCCUUGCCAAUCUGGAAAUGGAAGGUUGCUCCGAGGACGAGAUGAGACUGACCGACAGUAGUAGUUCGCAAAAGAGGCAACGUACUUCAACCGAAUCUGAGGAGAAGAAGAAACGCACCGGGACGCUGCUGGAUCUGGAUGCUACGGACUGUCCCGUUUGCUUUGAUUCUCUCACCAUUCCCAUCUUUCAGUGUGAGAAUGGUCAUGUAGCAUGCUCUACUUGCUGCGGAAAGCUGCGUCAGAAAUGUGCAACAUGCUCCUUAACCAUGGCUUCCCGCAACAGAGCUUUGGAACGGAUUCUCGAGCUACUUACAGUUCCAUGUCCAAAUGAUGGUUGCUCCGAGACUGUCCUUUAUUCUGAAACAUCAACACAUGUAAAGCACUGUGCUUACACCCACCGUCCUUGCCCUUUUAGCAGCUGCGACUUCAUUUGCUCCUUCAAGGAUUUAUAUGAACACUGCGUUGCUGCUAAACACUGCGAGUCCUCAGACACGUUUGAAUGUGGAACGGCCAUGUAUAUAAUAAGACCCUUAAGUGGUAAGAGGAUCAUUCUCAAGGAAGAGACUACAGAAGGAGGAGGAGGGGGAGAAGGAGAAAUUGUUGUUGUGGAGUGUUUCCAGAUGCCUCAAGGUCGAAUUAUAUAUGCUAGCUGUAUUGGGCCAGGAACAGACGUGUUCUCCUGUAAAUUCGAGCUGUAUCCAGCUUCGGGUAGGCGUUUGUCUUCUGAAUCAAAACUCGAAAGAGUCGGUGAAGUAAGCGAUGAACUACCAGGUGGGUCUGUUAUGUUUGUUCCAAGUUUUUCAUAACCAUCAAGAGAGGAGACUUACUAGGAUCAUGAAGAAGCUACUACUUCUUCACUCAUAAGCCACGCACUUACCUACUUUACGUGUUUGUGCUUAAGAGUUGGAAAUGAGCUUUUGUGUUUUGUUCUUUUGGAAAAAUUACAACCGAAAAUGUAUAUCUAAUGCAACAUCUACUUUUGUUCAUUAGGUUUCCUUUGUAAACUAUAUCAUCUAACACUUUAAAAAUUUAUGUGUGAUGUGGACCUAAUUUCAUA
Messenger RNA from Brassica oleracea var. oleracea, 1084 nucleotides. RefSeq names its product E3 ubiquitin-protein ligase SINA-like 7. The transcript is spliced from 2 exons. The record is from RefSeq and is a predicted model, not a curated record. The coding region runs from base 45 to 833 and encodes 262 amino acids. NCBI's taxonomy places the organism in Eukaryota, Viridiplantae, Streptophyta, Magnoliopsida, Brassicales, Brassicaceae.